UCACUAUUUCUUCUUUCUUCCAUAAUAAUCAACAAUAUUUAAUUAAAUCUCAAGCUUGAAAUGAUCAUAACUUACUCUCUAUAAUUUCUUUACCAAGCAUACUGAUUUUUUAAUUGUCAACCUAGGUUGCACAAUUAAAUAUUUUGAUACUAUGAUGUCAAAUGAUCAAAUAAUAAUCGAAGGAGGAGGAGGAGGAGAAGGAGAAGGAUCGUUAUCAAGAUCAUCAACCACUAUACUUAUAGCACCAUCUGACGAUCAUCAUCAUCAGCUACCAUCAGUACCAGUACCGCCUCAACUGAGUCGAUAUGAGUCUCAGAAACGUCGUGAUUGGAACACUUUUGGACAAUACUUGAAAAAUCAAAGGCCUCCAGUUCCUUUAUCCCAGUGUAACUAUAACCACGUGCUAGAAUUUCUCCGAUACCUAGAUCAAUUUGGAAAAACUAAGGUACAUUUACAUGGUUGCCCUUUUUUUGGGCAACCAGAGCCUCCAGGGCCUUGUACUUGUCCUCUUAGACAAGCAUGGGGAAGUCUUGAUGCACUUAUUGGUAGGCUUAGAGCUGCCUAUGAAGAAAAUGGUGGCCUACCAGAGAAUAAUCCAUUCGCGAGUGGAUCUAUACGCGUUUAUCUUAGAGAGGUAAGAGAUUUUCAAGCUAAAGCAAGAGGAAUUUCUUAUAAGAAGAAGAAGAAGAAGAGGAAAAUGCAAAACAAACCUACUUCUAGCAAUGCUCAUGAGACAACUACAACUACCUUUCAAUUCCAAUCUUCUUGAAUUUCUAUUUGGCUUAUAUGAAGGAACAAAGCAAAAGGUAAAAAAUCGCUAUGUUUUUUUUAAUAAUAAGAGGAUUAUUUGCUUUGUUUUUCUCCAUAUAUAUGUCAUAGUUUUCUGAUAUCAGAGGCAGAGUCAGAAUUUUUUAGUUUAUGAGUUCUGGACCACAAUCAUUUCAGUUUACUUACAUAUAUAAGAUUUGAGCCAAAGUUACUGAGUUCUGUUGAAUCUGUAAUGUAUACCAUGGAGGUUAACUUCAUGUUGUGAACAUGUUGAAUGUUUAUAGUUCAAGUUCAACAUGGAUUAUGAAUUAAAAGAAUUUUCUUUAUGAUA
Messenger RNA from Solanum tuberosum (potato), 1099 nucleotides. RefSeq names its product protein LIGHT-DEPENDENT SHORT HYPOCOTYLS 10. Lineage: Eukaryota; Viridiplantae; Streptophyta; Magnoliopsida; Solanales; Solanaceae. Gene Ontology annotation, biological process: mRNA transcription; response to light stimulus. Bases 152 to 769 code for a protein of 205 amino acids. The transcript has a single exon. The record is from RefSeq and is a predicted model, not a curated record. Gene Ontology annotation, cellular component: nucleus.